CUUUCUUCUCCAUGCCAGUUUUCCCUCAUCCACUUUAUCAAUGUUUGUAUCAUGAACCUUACAUAGUUCUUCCUGAAGAAGCUACUGCCAUCAUUCUUUUAUUACCACCCAUUGACUCCUUACCAGAUAAAGAGCAAUUAGAUAAUGACUUUUUAGCAAGUCAUAUUUUACCUAUUAUUCCGGCUGAUAUUCAUUGGCCAAAACCUCGUUCCUCAUUAUCUGCUUCAUCGGUUUUAUCAAGAAUUACUUCACCAAGAAUAGAACCUUCUCAUCGAUUUCAAAAAGCAUUACCAUCUAAACCAAGAUCUCAGAGUUUAAUCGGUCAACAACAUCCUACAGAUAUUCUACCUGCACAACAACAAACUGUCACCAAUGAUACAAUCAAGAAGAAAAAAUUUACAACUCUCAACGAUAAAAUAUUAUAUACUGGUAACAACAAAGUAACUACCGACAUUGGUUUUCCAACUACUGUUAGAGCAACCAUGAUAAAAACUCAUCAAACAACUAUACAACUUGGUAAUAUUCGAACAUAUUCGUCACCAAUCAUACAACACCAACGUAUAAACAACCACCCAUCUUCAACAACAAAAACAGAAGCGGCCAUAGUGCCUUUAUUGUUAAUUUAUCUGGACCGUCCCAUCUUGGUAAAACAUGCAUCCAACUUUAUACCCAACAAGAAGCAAACAAUUUUUCAAGAAUUGUUAGACGGCGUGGAUGAUCAAGUUUUUCCAACUUUGGCAAAAAUGGUUCAGGAUGCUUCUGAUGAGGCUAUUCAUACUGAUCAAUUAGAUACUCUUCAUGCUACUAUAGAAACUUUGGUACAAAAUGGAUUAAAGGUCUUACAUAACAUGACAAUUCCCAGUACAAUUAUGCAAGGUCAAAUUCAUGCGGCAUUUGAAAGUUAUAUUAUGGAACAAACAUAUGAUGUAGUAUUUUUUAAGAUUACUCAAGUAGUACUAUCGCGUGAUUUACAUCUAUCUGAAGUUAUUGAACAAGUCAAACAUGUUGAUGUCACGCAAUUAGGUCUUCCUUCUAACGCACUCGGUGAUGCUCGACUACGUGUGCAACGUGCUGUAGUUAUCUUUCAGAACAUUGGAACUUAUAGAACACCUUUUGAAAAGCUUGACUGUAUUCUCUCAACCAUACGUGCAUUAUCAUCUUCAACUGCUUCAGCAAUAGAAACAACAACGACAUCAGAUUCUUUGGAUACCAGCGAUACAUUGGUGCCUUUACUUUUACUCACAGUGAUACAAAGUCGGGUGCCUCAUUUGAACGCUCAUUGGACUUAUAUGAAAGAAUAUACUUUUGAACGUGAUGUCAUUGGUGGAAAAUAUGGAUUUUCUCUUAGUACUUUGGAAGGAGUAUUGGUCUAUAUCUCUGAAUCUGCCAUAUCGCAAUUAGCUACAGUCUCAUAUCAUAACCAGCAACUUUGGCGGUGCUUGAAAAACACAACAUUAUUAUCAGCAGGACAAGAUAGACAACAUUUGGAAAUGCUUUAUGCUCGAUGUCAUACAUCUAAUAAUAAUUAUACACAGGGCAAAGUGAUUCGGGACUCUCAAGGUAAUACACCUCUCUUAUUGGCAUGUCGAUCGGGUCUUCUGGAUUAUGUCCCUUUUUUGGCAUCUUUUGAAUCUGUGACAGAUACGAUCAACGAUAACGGAGAAACGACCUUGAUGAUGGCGGUGAUAUCUGGAUCUAUGGCUUUGGUGGAAUAUUUAUUGACACAAUAUGAAUGGACUACUGAUAAGCUGAAUGCAAGGAUAGAGAACUCUGGGAAUGUACACUCUUCUUCUUCUUCUAGCGUAACUGGUCGUACGGCACUACAUUUAGCAGCAUGUCAACAGAAUGGUUCAGCAAGUAAAAUUCUUGAUCUAUUGGUACAAGCUGGAGUUAAUUGUGAUAUAGUAGACGAACAACAAAAUGGACCAUUACAUCUAGCGUGUAUGACGCAUCCAUCACAUCUCACUACGACAACAACACCCUUGAUCUAUUUAUUACAUCAUCUUCCUUCAUCAGCUAGACGACAACCAAAUAGGAUGGGUCAGACCUUCUUUCAUCUUUGCCAAGAUCAGGAUCUUUUAGAAGAAUAUCAAAACGAACUAGUGGAUACCUUGGAUAGUCGUGGUCGAUCUCCUUGGUUGACAUGGGCGGCAAUGGGUAGAUUCAAGAUUAUGUUUUCCUUGAUGGAUCAUUAUGAAGUGGAUCAAUUUCGGUUGGAUUAUCAAGGGCGAUCAGGACUUCAUUAUAUGGCAGAGCAACUCCAUUUAUACGAACAACAACAACAACGGGAUGAUGAACAAUUUAUGACAAUCGAACAUGCAGUUUAUUCUUUACGGGACUUGGUUCAUGUUCGUGACAGACUAGCGGGCAAUACCGCAUUACACCUUGUAUCAUUAGCGACAAAAAACACAACUCAACGAACGUCACGCAAGACAUACCAAGUAUUUAUCACCAGUCUUUUAGAAUGUGGAGCAGAUAUACAUGCAAUCAAUGAUGCAGGAGCUCGACCCAUUGAUCUAUGUGAUAAAGCAUAUUUAUAUAUUUUUGAAUCGUGGUGUUUGAAGAUCAAGCCAAAAGCAUUAUCUGAUGAAACCAACAAGAUGCAUCAACCAUGGGCAGUGACACGUGUUUUGAUGGACCCUGUUCGUUAUAUUAUCAAGAGUGGAAAGUGGGUGGAACCAACAGAAACUAUGAUAAUGACAACUGUGGAAAGAACUUGGGAUGAUUUUGUAUUUUUACGUCAAGAAUUAUUACAUGAAAUUCCUGAAUCCUUUCUUCCAACAUUAAACGAAGGAAUGCUGAUAGAUCCUUGUGUUUUCGAUCUUGCCCCACCACCUUUAACUCUGUUACAGAAAAGUGUACGACAGUUGGAUCAAUUUAUGGAUACUUUACAACGACAUCCUACGUUACGACAACAUGAUCAAGUUCGUGGUUUUGUACGUACUAGUUAUUUGAAUAAAGCGGCGAUUCAGGAUAGAUCUUACUCAAAACGGAACUUGAUGAUUGAAAAACUGGGUGCUAGUCUUCCUUCUAAUUCACCAGUGGAAGAUUUUGAUGAAGUGUAUUUUUUAACUUAUAGUCAAGGGAUGAUUCGACCUUUACGUGAUGCAUUAUCAAAUAUGGUUCAACAAUCUCAACAUUUACUACAAUGUCAACAAGGAUUUCAAGAUACAUUGGAUCAAGUGACACAAGCAUACGAAAAAUUGACAUGGAUAGGAAAUCAUCAUCAAGAGGCGAUCAAAAUUUGUACUAACCUAGCAAGUAACACAACGUAUGUCUUUCCUUUCACAUCAUUGGUGGAUAGUUUGGAAACAAUGAAUGAUACAAGCCACGGUGUAUUGAUUGCACUGGAAUAUCCUUUUACGUUGUUGAAAAGAAAAGCAGAAUUGGUCCAACAAUUGGAAAAACAACGUGAUUCUUUACAAAAGGGCAAGCAUCCGCCUUGGAAUGGGUUAUUCUCUAGUAUGGAACAAACGAAGCAAGUGGAACGUGAAAAAGAAAACAUUGCAAAGACACUUUCAACUCUUAGUACUAGUACAAAUCAAAUUAAUCAAUCUCAUCAAAUGGUAUCCGAUGAACUGGCUCAUUAUCAAAGAGUACAUCCUGAUGAUAUGUUGAAAUCUAUUCGAAGUUUUGCUCGUCAACAAUUGAAAAUGGAAAAAUUGAAAUUACGGUGGUUAACUCAAACUUGGUUGAAUGUGAAUACUGAAUGUACAACAAACCGAUGAUUACCAAUUUAGUGAUAAAACCGGUUCGAUGAUGUUUUGGGGUAUAUCAUGGUUGGCAUAUUAUUCCUUGUGGUGACUCAGGCGUAACCAUAGUUAUUCUCUCUUUGUGUGUGAUACGCGGCGGUGGUGUUUUCCC
Messenger RNA from Halteromyces radiatus, 3864 nucleotides. RefSeq lists its product as uncharacterized. The transcript has 12 exons. NCBI's taxonomy places the organism in Eukaryota, Fungi, Mucoromycota, Mucoromycetes, Mucorales, Cunninghamellaceae. Bases 12 to 3728 code for a protein of 1238 amino acids. Gene Ontology annotation, molecular function: guanyl-nucleotide exchange factor activity; SNARE binding; phosphatidylinositol binding. Gene Ontology annotation, cellular component: plasma membrane; tubular endosome; early endosome. The record is from RefSeq and is a predicted model, not a curated record. Gene Ontology annotation, biological process: early endosome to late endosome transport.